Molecule: messenger RNA, 1353 nt
Organism: Penicillium maclennaniae
Lineage: Eukaryota; Fungi; Ascomycota; Eurotiomycetes; Eurotiales; Aspergillaceae
Exons: 2
Coding region: 1-1353 (450 amino acids)
Source: RefSeq, a predicted model, not a curated record
AUGUCUCCUGAUCUCUCCCAAACUCCGAUCUCCCUACAUUCCGAUGCCUUGCCCCACGAGACCGUUGCGCCCUCAGAUAUCCCUGUGAUCUCAUCGAGGAACCGACUCACUACUCUACCUUCACACCGUCGGUCAAACACCGAAUACAUUGCUCGAUCUCCUAUCUCUGGAGAAAAUCACGACCCCAACCGCGAUCGUAUCAACCAGUCGAGCCCCUCCUGGACAGGCACAUUCCCCAAGAAGAAAUUUGAAGCGAAAGCAAGGAUACUGUCGGACUGGUUCCAGGGCAGAUCAGAUCCAGUCGACUUGGAAAUAUCCAUGCGCUCUGAUAGUCAUACAGAAUUGAACGACAUGGACCCGCCUCGUCUCACUAUGGUGCCCACACACACACGCAUGAAGUCGGCCCCGGGAACGGGCCGAUUCUCCUUUUUUGGCCGAGCAGAGAACAAUUCCCCUGAGCCAGCAGAUGAUGAGUUCUUGAAUCUCGACAUUUCUGCUGCCCUAUCAGCCCCUACUUAUCCAGAUGCCACUGGAGAGCAAUCACUCGAUGCUCUGCGAGAACAAGCCACCAGCGUUCUACAGCGGAUGCAAUAUGCCUACAAACAAAGAACGUUCGUCAUGCACCAGGCUCUGGCUGACCGAAAUGAGAAGCAGAGGGAGAUAGAGGAGACACGUGCUCGUGUGGAUCAUUUAAAGAUACAGCUGGACGGCAUGGCUGUCAAGGUGCUAGACCAAGAGAAGGCUAUGCAGGCGAUGGCCGAGGAACUCAAGCAGGGAAGACGCAUGCGACAGAGAGAAGAGUCUCACAGCCGCGGCCGCACCAUGCGUGCUAUCCAUCCGGAGGACGACGUACCAUCUCUUGUGCUUCAAACCCCCCACCGAGGCGGCAAGCGUGCAAGCCAUGGGACUCUGACUAGUGAUUCUGGCUUUGAGUCCGGGGAUGAGAGCGUCACUGACAGCGUCUUCUCGCACCGAGAAGGUGUUGAGUCUCCCACAUCCACGCUAGCGGCGCCGUCGCCUAACCUCUCCCAAGUUGCACUAUUUACGCCAACGGCUGCUCCGACUCUGACACCAACUAUUCAAAAGAAUCUUGUCGCAGUCACGAGCUCGCCGACGCCGACACGACCCUCAACAUACGACCGAGUUAUGAAGGGACUUGCCUCAACCCGCCUGGGAAGUUCUUUAGGUGCGAGCUCGGGGAAUUCAAACCAGUGUGGUAAUUGCCAUGGUGUUCCCGCAUCGGAAGCUUGGAGUGUCAUGGGUGUUCUCAAGGAUGAGAAUCGAGGCCUUAAGACUCGCCUAGGAGAGCUGGAGCUGGUGAUUGAUGACUGCUUGGGUCUUGUUGGACCUUGA